GGGAGCCAGCAACGCCCGCGCCGCGCCGCGCAGCAUGCCCUGGGGGGUUGGCUUCGCCUCGUCCAGGUCGUGCGUGGUGGACCUAAGCCGGAAUCAAAGCCUGUGGUGCGCGGGGUCCGACGAGCGCUUCUCUUUUUAUGGGGAGAUCAUCGCCUUCCCUCUGCAGGAUUACGGCGGGAGCAUGGCAGGGCUGGGCGCUGAUUCGUGGUGGAAGAAAACGCUCUACUUGACAGGGGGAGCCCUGCUCGCCGCCGCCGCGUAUCUGCUGCACGAACUCCUGGCCAUUAGGAAAGAACAAGAGGUUGAUUCAAAAGAUGCUAUCAUUCUGCAUCAGUUUUCAAGGCCAAACAAUGGUGCACCCAGUUUAUCUCCUUUCUGCUUGAAAAUGGAAACGUAUUUGAGGAUGGCUGAUUUGCCCUACCAGAACUACUUUGAUGGAAAACUUUCUCCUCAAGGGAAAAUGCCAUGGAUUGAGUACAACCGCAAGAAAGUAUCCGGCACAGAGUUCAUUAUUGAUUUUUUGGAAGAGAAGCUUGGAGUGAAUUUAAACAAACACCUUGGCCCACAUGAAAGAGCGGUUUCUCGAGCUGUAACAAAAAUGGUGGAGGAGCAUUUCUACUGGACCUUGGCAUAUUGCCAGUGGGUGGACAAUCUUCAUGAGACCCAGAAGAUGCUUUCUCUGAGUGGCCCCUUUAGUGACCUGCUGAAAUGGAUCCUGUGCCACAUAACCAAAGGAAUUGUGAAGCGGGAAAUGUAUGGCCAUGGCAUUGGCCGCUUCUCUGAGGAAGAGAUCUAUCGGCUGAUGGAGAAAGACAUGCGCUCCCUGGCAGGUCUUCUGGGUGACAAGAAGUACAUCAUGGGACCCAAGCUCUCCACUUUAGAUGCCACAGUUUUUGGGCAUCUUGCACAGGCAAUGUGGACCUUACCAGGAACUAGGCCUGAGAGACUAAUUAAAGGAGAACUGAUUAACCUUGCCAUGUACUGUGAGAGAAUAAGGAGGAAAUUUUGGCCAGAGUGGCACCAUGAUGAUGACAACACUCUGUAUGAGUCAGAAGAGAGUAGUGAGGCAAGUAAGACUCAGCCCUUGCAGGACUUUAGUUUUUAUUCUAGGACAGAAACAUUUGAUGAUGAAGGAACUGAGAAUAGCUUUUCCCGAACUCCUGAUACUGAUUACACCGGACAUUCUCUCUUUGACUCAGACGUGGACAUGGACGACUACACAGAACACGAUCAAUGCAAGUGAAUUGUCUGAGAGACACUUCUCUGUCUUGUGUCAGAAACACCAUUAUCUUUUGGGAAUCCUGGCAAUUUACCCAGGUUUUAAAGGGCCCAGGUGGAUUCGGAGGAGACCAUUGUGCUUGAUGCUCUUUCCACAUGCCAUUUGGACCUUUUCAGCAUUUUUUCCUUUUGUUCAAGCAUUCCAAUGGAUUUUAGAGAAACAGUUCUUAAUUCUGCUCAAUAUGAUGGUGAAAAGUUGACAAGAAAAGAAAUGGGUGGGGUGGGAUUGAAGAAAAAAAAAAUCAGAGCAUUCCAUAAUGACAUGGAGAAGUAAAUGAUAAGCAAAGCAUAGAGGAAAUAGCAGUUUGGAGCUGAUAUUCUCAUCUUCCCAGAAACAGACUGAGAAGCCAGAAGAAAGGGAAGAAGGCCACUAGAACUUCUUGUACAUCACAGACAAGGUUGAGCUGGGUCAACACAAUGAGGAGUGACAGAAUCCCCUUUCUUCCCAUGGCUUCUGGCACUUUGGGUGUUCCAGGGGACCGCUUCCAUUUGAUGUGUGCAUAUACAUGUCAAGCACUUGAAAUGCCUGGUCUCCAGAAAGGGCCAGAGAAGUCAAAAAAGAUUCUGUUGCAUUCGGAAUUCAACAGUUGCCUGUUCUUAUUUGAUAAAUUUGCCUAGCCAUCUUUGAUUGAUUUGGUACCAUUCAAAACAGAAGAAAACAAAAAGGAUGGUACACUAAGUUUCGGUUUUUAGGCUAUUAUUUAAGUUCUGCUGCCAUCAUUUCAUCUAGUCUGAUGAAGGAAAAGAACCCAAGAUCAGGUUCUGCAGGUGAAAGGGUGGAGUAAUCCUUGUGGACCAGACUUGUUUGUCAAUGGCUACGUUUGUUGAGGACUACCAGGGGCAAAGGGCAGGUUUAACCCCCGCACAAUAGCACUCUUGAGUAUCCCUUCAAAGUUUCCCUCACAUCAAUCAAUGGGUAUUUUUAGCCUUCUCUACCCCUGAAAAUGGUUACACCUCCCCACCCCCUUCAUCAGCUAGGAUCCUGCAGUGGGCUGCAUGUUCCCACUGGUGCCUUUCCAAUAUGCAGAUCAUUCUUACGUGCACAUUCUCCUUGCUGUAGAAAUCAACAAUUUCAACUAGCACCUACCAAUCUGCCGUAGUGGGUUUGGCCAGCUCUUUGAGGGCACAUACAAAUGUUUUUGGAUAAGCUUUGGAUCCACACCCACCCUCCUUUAUUUAUUUAUUUAUUUAUUUAUUUAUUUAUUUACAUUAUUUAUAUACCAUUCUGCAUCUAAACAGAUUCCAGAUUGGUGAACAAUAAAAGAGAAAAAGGAAUAAAAUUCAAAGUUUUUAUUCAAAGUUUUUAAAUAGUUCUUGUUUGUUUGUUUUCCUUAUCUGCAGCAUGGCAGAGUGCUGCAGAUGUUUGCCAUGGCCAGUGAUUUUAUUCCAGAGCAGCACGGGGUAAAUUUGGGAAAGGAAAAGUACUUCUGGGAUUGAUAAUGUAAUGUAAUGUGUAAUACUUGGUUUCACAAUACCAAAGGAUGAUCAGCUUUAUGACUUUACAUGUUGUGGAGCAUGUGCUCUGGCUUUUGAAGACAGAGAGUGGGAUUUUAUUUAAUGCAUUUCAAGUUCAAGGAUUUAUAUCCUAUUUUCCAACCCUAAAAGAGUUUUCCAGAGCUCUGGCUCCCCAGUUAAGCACUGCGGUAGGAUCAGUGUGUUUGUCAGCUGCCUGAAAAUACUUCUAACCGAUGUUUGCUCUUGUAGCUGCCUUCCUUCUGUGUAAUGGAUCUGGCUCAUCAUCUACUUAGAUCCGCGCAACACUUGCAUGCAGUGCUGAGAUCAGUGCUAUUAAACUGAUAAUGGUUCUUCAACAGUAAUAUCACAUGGUCCAUGGAAUUUUUGGUACCAGGAAUUUUCUCAAUCACUGUAUAACCCACAUAUUCUAUAUAGUGUAACAUAAGAACAGUAGCUGAUCUUGAAUCCAUAAAAAUCUAAUCAUAGGCUGUGUCCAUUAGUGUCCUAAUGUUUGCUAGACAUCUUACAGUUAGAAAAUAAAGCAUUCUGGAAUGUUCUGGGAGGUUAAGAAAGCUUUUCUUUUUCUUCUGCUGCUUCCAAAUAUGCCCCCAACAACAGAACACUUGGUAGGAGCUGCAGAACCCCCCUGCCCCCGUGUCUAUUGCUAACCUUCUCCUGUGGAAGACUCAGAUGCUGACUAAGGCCUUGGUGGUGUAAUCCCAGGGAUCUUAGGAUAGAUCAGGUAUCCUAGGAAUCAAGGAUGGGGAUCCCACCUUGGACAGUCUCUCCCAGUCCCUGUGGGAAUCGCCUGGGCUCUUAGCUCUCUGACUUUGGACAGCAGAAAGAAAUGUGUCGUGAAUGGAUUGGGCUUCCAACACAGGGAGAGAGAAUUUAUUUAUUUAUAACAUUUGUAUGCUGUCUAUUGUGCCACAGCACCUCUGGGCAGCUCACAAUCAUAAUAAAUUGUGGCAUAAGUAAUUCUCCCAUUGCCUGUUUACCUUAUGUAUUUUCAAAGUGUUCUAGUGUAGCUCCUAGUAAAAACCCAGAUCAAAUGCAUUCAAAAAUAUGUAUUUGGAAA
Varanus komodoensis (Komodo dragon) is the source of this 3811-nucleotide messenger RNA. RefSeq names its product failed axon connections homolog, metaxin like GST domain containing (gene FAXC). Bases 35 to 1243 code for a protein of 402 amino acids. Gene Ontology annotation, cellular component: cytoplasm. NCBI's taxonomy places the organism in Eukaryota, Metazoa, Chordata, Lepidosauria, Squamata, Varanidae. The transcript has 6 exons. The record is from RefSeq and is a predicted model, not a curated record.